AAGGGCUCCACAUUGGUGGAUUUUACAAGGGAAUCUUCUACUCCAGAAUUAAGAUUUUUAACUUCCUUGACCAAUUGCAGACAUUUGGAAGUAUUGAGCAUAGCAUUAAAUCAAUUUAAUGGCAUACUUCCGGAUUCAAUUGGGAAUUUGUCUACUUCUCUUUUUAUUUUUCAAGCAUUUGGAUCAAAAAUCAAGGGCAGCAUUCCUAGUGGAAUUGGCAAUUUGAGUGGCUUAGGACAUCUAAGCAUGGAUAGCAACGAGUUGACCGGACCUAUCCCACCAACAAUCGGAAGCUUACAGAAUCUCGUACAACUGUAUCUUGAACACAAUAGGCUACAAGGACCCAUUCCAAAUGAUCUCUGCAAGUUAACCAUGCUCAGUGACAUUUACGUAAGUGACAAUAACCUUUAUGGACCGAUACCAACAUGCUUGGGAGAACUCAAGUCCCUAAAUAGACUUUACUUGGACUCCAACAACUUGACUUCCAUGAUACCUUCAAACUUGUGGAGCCUUAAGGAUCUAUGGGCUCUAAAUUUAUCCACAAAUUCUCUCAGAGGUAAUCUACCAUUAGAUGUCGCGAAUUUGAAGGUCUUGAUACAAUUAGACUUGUCAUGGAACCAGUUAUCAGGUGACAUCCCUAGCACCAUUGGAGGCGCUCAAUCAUUAGUAAAUUUAUCCUUGGAGCAUAAUAAACUACAAGGUCAUAUUCCUCAAUCACUGGGCAACUUAAUAAGUUUGGAAUUUUUGAAUCUAUCCAACAACAAUUUUUCUGGAGAUAUUCCCAAGUCCUUCGAGAAGCUCAGGUAUCUCCAAUAUUUGAAUGUAUCUUUCAAUAGACUCUAA
Messenger RNA from Cornus florida, 843 nucleotides. RefSeq names its product receptor kinase-like protein Xa21. Lineage: Eukaryota; Viridiplantae; Streptophyta; Magnoliopsida; Cornales; Cornaceae. Gene Ontology annotation, molecular function: protein binding. The transcript has a single exon. Bases 247 to 843 code for a protein of 198 amino acids. The record is from RefSeq and is a predicted model, not a curated record.